Messenger RNA from Talaromyces proteolyticus, 1963 nucleotides. RefSeq names its product chlorohydrolase family protein. Gene Ontology annotation, molecular function: zinc ion binding; guanine deaminase activity. The transcript is spliced from 2 exons. Gene Ontology annotation, biological process: guanine metabolic process. NCBI's taxonomy places the organism in Eukaryota, Fungi, Ascomycota, Eurotiomycetes, Eurotiales, Trichocomaceae. Gene Ontology annotation, cellular component: cytosol. The record is from RefSeq and is a predicted model, not a curated record. The coding region runs from base 339 to 1874 and encodes 511 amino acids.
CUUAAAUAUUAUUAGCGGCUCUCUUUCUCCUACAUUUAUGAUGAUUUACUGUUCUUAUAUGCUACUUUCCACACUGACUCCCAAUUCUGUCAUCCGGCACGCAGCCUGAUCGCUUUACCGGCAGUCAAUUGCUGCUAUCGUGGGGUCUCGUGGGGUCAUUCGUUGUGUGACGCUGAUGCUGAUAAGUGGAUUUUCGGAUCAAUCAAGAUAUCAGCAACCAACUCUGCUUGAGCCUUCUUGAAUAGUUCUUUCUCUUUACUGUAUCUUUUGUAUGGUAUUUUUCAGAUUAUAUUAUAUAGAAAACGUCUAUCCUUCAUUGAGGUCUGGACGUAGUCAAAAUGGCCCCGACUUAUACGCUCUAUCAUGGCACGUUCAUCCAACUACCCCGACUCGUCAGGCCAUCUGGGGAGAGGUAUACUCUCGAGACUAAUACUGGUGCUUUGUGGGUGUUGAAUGAAAGCGGCCGGAUCGAGGGGUUUGAUUGGAGUGUUGGAAGCGACGAAUACGGACUCAACAAGAUCGUUGAGAAGAACGGGUGGAUCGUGGUGCCAGAGGGCACAGCCACAAAUGGGACGACGUAUCCAGAUGGCAACGAAAACCCGACUGUUGUGAUUAUCAGAGGUGGUCGGGAGGGGAGGAAUGGGUUCUUUUUCCCGGGGUUUAUAGACACCCAUAUCCAUGCAUCUCAAUACCCGAAUGCUGGUAUAUUUGGCUCCUCGACACUUUUAGAUUGGUUGAAAAAGUAUACCUUCCCUAUGGAAAAAUCCUUUGCGGAGGGUGAAAAUUCUGAUGUUGCGCCGCCAAAAGCGCAUACGGUUUACAACCGCGUCAUCUCUCGGACGCUUUCUUAUGGAACGACUACAGCGGCUUACUACGCAACGAUACACGUACCAGCAACAUGUCUACUAGCUUCACUAUGCCAGCAGCGCGGACAACGCGCUUUCAUUGGCCGCGUGUGUAUGGACAAUCCCGCGUUUUGCCCCGACGAUUACCAAGAUGCGUCGAGCGACGAGUCUAUCGACGCCAUGCAGAAGGUCAUCGAUUAUGUGCAGCACAUCGACCCCAAAGCAAAACUCGUCGCCCCCAUCGUCACGCCCCGAUUUGCCCCGACCUGUUCUCACACAGCCCUAACCGGCCUGGGGAAGCUCGCCGCAUCGUAUACCCCGCCGCUGCAUAUCCAGACGCAUAUUUCAGAAAAUAAGAAUGAGGUUGCGUUGGUGAAGGAGUUGUUCCCGGGGUCAAGCUACGCGCAGGUCUAUGAUGAUAAGGGGCUCUUGACGCCCCGCACAAUCCUUGCGCACGCGGUCUAUUUGAGCGCCGAAGAGCGCGCUUUGGUCAAGGCCCGUGAGGCCAAGGUGUCGCACUGCCCGGCAUCGAAUAGCGCACUUGGAUCUGGCAUUUGCCCGGUACGCACGCUUUUAGAUGAUGGAAUCACAGUCGGCUUGGGCACGGAUGUCAGCGGCGGGUACUCGCCCAGCAUCCUCGAAGCAACUCGUCAAGCGUGCCUCGUGUCGCGGCUGCUCUCCUCGCAAACGCCCGAGAAUAAUGGUCGCGAGACCCUGUCUGUUGAGGAAGCACUGUACCUGGCAACCCGAGGGGGCGCUCAGGUAAUUGACAUGGCCGAUCAGAUAGGCGGGUUUGAGAAGGGAAUGCUGUUCGACGCUCAGUUGAUUGAGCUUGGGCGUGGAGUUGGCGAGGGUGAUGACCAAGACGGUCUGGUCGAUCAAGGAGGCGAGGAUGCUGGUGGCAUAGACUUGUUUGGGUGGGAGAGCUGGGAGGAGAAGAUUGCGAAGUGGGUGUGGAGUGGAGAUGAUCGUAAUGUUAAGGCUGUUUGGGUUGGGGGGAGAAUGGUCCAUAAGAGGGCUAAUAUAUAAGUGCUUAUUCAUUAUACGUAGUUGACGCAUUGCCAUUUGUGGUAUAGACAUAGAAUUGGAUCCUCGGUUCUUUGCAUUAUUAUUCUGAG